Molecule: messenger RNA, 1728 nt
Organism: Pseudonaja textilis
Lineage: Eukaryota; Metazoa; Chordata; Lepidosauria; Squamata; Elapidae
Product: beta-galactoside alpha-2,6-sialyltransferase 1-like
Biological process (GO): sialylation
Cellular component (GO): Golgi apparatus
Molecular function (GO): beta-galactoside alpha-2,6-sialyltransferase activity
Source: RefSeq, a predicted model, not a curated record
AUGCAACCAGUUCUAUGUGGGACAAACAUCACGUCUGUUAAAAACAGGAUCCACGAACAUCGACUGACAGUCAAAUGCCAUGAUCCCAAAUCCUUUAUCUCUACCCACACCGACAUCAAACAGCACCAGUUCGAUUGGAGCAACACAAAAACCAUCGGCUACGUUACCACCCGCCACACUCGUGAGUUCAUCAAAGCCUGGCACUCCACAAGCAAUUCCACCAACAGACACAUAGACCUACAACCACCCUACGACCCCUCCCCCACAGGACUCCAAAUCAACCGCACAGCUAACCAGAGACAGCACUGGCACUCAACCAAAUCCAGGGCCAGCGAGGAGCAGCUGGCUCUCAGUAGCGCCACUUGUCUCCUGGUAGCGUACCUCCUUGUGACCCAGAAACGUUCCCUCUGGACACAUUGCGGUUUAGAGCCACUAAGGAGAGAUGCUGAUACGGAGAAGCUUAGAGACCUUCCAGAGGGUCCCUAUAGCCGCCUGAGCACACGGGGUGCCAGCAAGACCUGGCGAGAGCGUUUGUCUGGGCCCGGAGGGAAGGUGCUUCUCCUUGCCGUCUCCCGUGCGCUGAUGGCCUCUCUCCCCGUCUCCGAAAUAGAAGCGUUGGGCGCGGUUAUCCGGCUGCCGGUGGCCGGAAUCAAGAAGUUCUGGCAACGGCUUGAGAAAGUACUUGCUGGAUUUCAGCAACUCAGGAAGGUUUCUCAUUCCAUCCUCCCAGCACAGCCCUUACCAUGGCCUGUAUGGCAGAAAAAGCUUUCAUCCCAAGUACUGAGCCCUCGUCUUCGACAAGUCUUCCAGACCUAUCAAUCAAUGAACAAGUUUCAGGUGCCUUCAGGUGUUGGGCAGCACCUAGGCAACCUGCACCUAACUGGGAUGGACCUCUUGUGCCAGCUCAAAAGCCAUGUGAAUGUGUCUACUGUGUUGGGUGAUGAAGGACCCUUUGCAGAACCAGUAUGGAGGGGUAUGCUGCCUCAGAGGAGUUUGGCAGAAGAACUUGGUCACCUGAAGACAUGUGCAGUUGUGAGCUCAGCUGGCUCCAUGUUGGGGUCAGGAUUGGGCAAUGAGAUUGAUUCCCAUAAUGCUGUCCUUCGUUUCAAUGGAGCACCAACUGCUGGGUAUGAAUAUGAUGUGGGCAGAAAAACAACACUCCGGCUUGUGAAUUCCCAGCUGAUGACUUCUCCAGAGCAGCAUUUUCUAGAUGGACAACUCUAUGCCCAGGGAACUCUGGUCGCCUGGGAUCCAGCCCCUUACCCUGGGGACCUAGAAGAGUGGUACAAGUCUCCUGAUUAUCCCCUCUUUGAACCCUUCCGUACCUUGCGGGCUAAAAGACCUUGGCAGCUGUUCCAUCUGUUGCAUCCACGGCUACAGUGGGAGCUCUGGGAAGUGGUUCAGGAAGGGGCAGAUGAGCAAGUGCAGCGCAACCCUCCAUCUUCGGGCCUGCUGGGAACAGUGCUAAUGAUGUCCUUAUGCGAACUUGUCCAUGUGUAUGAAUUCCUACCAUCUCAACGGCAGUCCCAUCAGUGCCACUAUUACCAGGAUUUCUCUGAUGAUGCCUGCACACUGGGUGCUUACCAUCCAUUGCUCUUUGAGAAGAACUUGGUGCGUCGCAUGAACUGUGGCACAGAGGCUGACUUGGCACAAAGGGGCUGUGUGACAUUGCCUGGCUUCCAAGUCCUGAAUUGCCCCCACAAGGCAAAACAUCUGAACAGGGUCUGA